Molecule: messenger RNA, 617 nt
Organism: Mangifera indica (mango)
Lineage: Eukaryota; Viridiplantae; Streptophyta; Magnoliopsida; Sapindales; Anacardiaceae
Exons: 1
Coding region: 38-409 (123 amino acids)
Source: RefSeq, a predicted model, not a curated record
UCCCAUAUAAAUAGACCACCAUGUUAGCCUAGCUAGAAUGCAAAAACCAUCCAAAACAAACAAAGUUACAGCCAACUUUUUCAGGCCAGAAGAGAAGCCAGCUGCAAUGAACAAUAAUAUUAGCUCCAUGCCGCAGCCACCACCUCCUCCGUUUCACAGCUCCGCAGCAGCGGAAGAGAAAGAAGAUACAAGUGAUUUGAGACCAAAUAAUAACUACUAUGAUAAAGGUGUGAGGCCCCAAGCUGUGGAGAUGAAACCUGCAGCAGCGACGAGUAAGCUAGAGAGUAAGCCAUCCAUGGACAUAAACGAAAGUGCAGAGGCAUUCAUCAAGAAGUUCAGGAAACAAUUGUUGAUUCAAAGGCUUGAAUCCAUUGAGAACUACGAGCAGAUGCUGGCUAGAGGCCUGUGAUGGUUAAUUGCCCGUCGCUUGAGUAUUUUUUUUUUCCCUUGAGACUGCAUAUGGUCUAUCUUAUAAUUCUUAUUACAUUUGAAAAUGUAACUUGUCUCCCUCUUUUAUGAACAUAUGCAUGUUUUAGAGAGCCAGGCAUUUGUAAGAAUCAAAUAAACUGUAUUAUUUUGAGCCUAUUUAUAAUGAAGUUGAAGCUCAUUUUCUCGUU